Messenger RNA from Ciona intestinalis (vase tunicate), 656 nucleotides. NCBI's taxonomy places the organism in Eukaryota, Metazoa, Chordata, Ascidiacea, Phlebobranchia, Cionidae. The record is from RefSeq and is a predicted model, not a curated record.
AUGAAGUUUUCUCUGUCUUUCAAACUUAAUAGAGUUAAAGAAGUUACAUUCAUUAUAUCUAUACUAGCAUCAGUGACAUCAGACAUCGCCCAACUGGACGUCGGUCUUGGUCGAUUAAACGGUGGGAAACGUAUUGACUACGUUUUGCAGGAGAGACCACUGGAAAGUUUCAAUGAUUAUUUGUUUGCAUUUCAAAGUCAUUUAUGUUACUGGAACAACGAGGACACUGUUUUGUUGAUGAUGAGGGAAAUUUACGACUCGAUGGGAGUCAAAUCUGACAGCCAGCAAGUGAAACCACCAGUUAAUACAACCCCUGAAAUACCGCCACCCCCCAUGAGCACUAUAUCUCAAACUUAAUGUGCAAUUAAUAUGCUUCCUCAUGGUGCCUUUUACUGUAUAUAAGUUUAGAAAAUCUUUUAUGGGCAAGCAAUGUAUGGUUGAACUAAAAAGCUGCGAAUUCUUACUGCUUUGUGGAAAUGGAAAAUUCAGAUGUCAAUUUAUCUCAUUAUUUAUUCGUGUAGUUUAAGCUUGUUGUCUCCUAUUACAUGUAAAUACAAUAUAUGAGUCUGUGCAGCUUGGGAGCUGCUGAAGCAUAUUCAUUGCUUGUAGACUUUCUUUCAAUGGAAACUGUUGGCAAUAAAUACGUGAAGAAAGAA